This is a messenger RNA of Pelobates cultripes (western spadefoot toad), 187 nucleotides long. The record is from the annotation of a GenBank genome assembly. NCBI's taxonomy places the organism in Eukaryota, Metazoa, Chordata, Amphibia, Anura, Pelobatidae.
AAAGACAAAGGCACCCGUCUCACACCCAGCCAACGACGGCUCCAGAUUACAGCCCGGACCAGGUACACCACAGCUACACAGCGCACGCAUAUAUGAGACACAACACCGACGGCAGAUAUAUAAGACGGCGAAAGGGAGCUCACACUCUUCUUGGCAGUCUGAACAUUACUUAUCGGGCAUAGGCUGA